Molecule: messenger RNA, 3798 nt
Organism: Chironomus riparius
Lineage: Eukaryota; Metazoa; Arthropoda; Insecta; Diptera; Chironomidae
Source: the annotation of a GenBank genome assembly
GUUACUCUUUAUUUUGUCUCGUUGCUGGAACUUGACUCAUUCUUGUGUUUAUUUAGUUGAUUUUUGAUCAAAUUUGAGUAGUUUUUUGUAUUUAAAAUAUAAUGAGCAAUCAAUAUAAAUGUUCUGUACAAUAAAAAGUGCAAAAGUUCAUGGAAAUAGCUUUAUUUAAGGGCUAUACUAAAACGUGUAUAUUAAUUUUCUAUAUUACAUUAUUUAAAAAAAAUAAAAGAAGUGUGAUAAGAAGAAAUUAUAACCUGACUGCCUACCUAGUCACUUGUCGUAGUAGAAAACGUCGUCACAUCGAUUGCUUUCGUGUAUUUUUUUUUUGUUUUGUUUUCUAAUUAUCUUCGCGUCUCAGCCGUGUACAGUGUUCUAACUUUGUGUUCUUCAAUUUUCCCGUGAAAUAAAAUUCCAAAAAUGUCAAACAAUAUUGACUUAUAUAAUGCCUUUAAAAAUAGAAACUUAGGAAAAUUUACGGAAGCGCUGGAAGUUCACGAAGCCGACCCAAACUAUUUUGUAGAGUCAAAAGGUCGAACAGUGUUUGAAAUUAUUUUAAGCACGCCCGGUUCACAUAGCUUUAUUAAAAAAUGCAUUGAAUAUGGUGCGGAUUUUUAUGUGAAAAACAGCAAUCAACAGUACCCGCUGCAUUGCGUAAUUGAAUCAAAGUGUAUUGAGAAUCUCAAAGAAGUUGAGAGUUUAUUUUCAUAUCGUGAUCUAAACGUAAACAGUUUGGAUUCAGCACAUAAAAUCAAAUAUUCACCAUAUGCAAAUGUUAAAGAUAGUAAUGGACAAAAUUGUCUUCACACAUUAAUCGAAUGCCUUACAAAUGACACAUAUGAAGUCAUAUUUCCUUUAAUAAAAAUUUUAUUAGCUCAUGGAUGUAAUGCAAAUCAUCCAGAUCGUGAACUUAAAACUCCUUUUUAUUUGGUGUUGGAAAAACUUCCACAACUGAAAAAUCGCAAAGAUGUCGCUGACUAUUUCAUUAAAAAUGGAGAUCUGGAUUUUUAUACUCACAGAAGCGAUGAAAUAAUUGAGCUGGUCAUGAACCAGAAAGUUAAAUAUUUAAAUGCUCUCCCAGAUAAGGAAGACUUUAUCGUAAAUUAUGAAAAUAUGAUGCAGCUACUAAUGGACGGUGAAAUUAAUAAAUUUGAAACGAAAUUUUUCUUUUUUAAAGACUCGUGUAUGGACAUGGAAGAAUAUAAAGAAAAUUGUUCUGCAUUUCUGGAAGCAGCUGUCGCAAAAUCAUUAAUUAACAUUGUUGAUCUACUAAUUGAUUAUGGAGUUGAUAUCAACCACGUGCACAAAUCAAGUAAAUACAAAAUUCCACCUCCAUUUAUAGCAUUUAAGAUUGUAAACGUUGGAAUCUUAAGAUCGUUCUUAUUACAUCCAGCGAUCAAACUUUAUUAUAUAAUGGAAGGCACUGAGACAGUUAAGAAAAAGACAUUCCUUCAUUCAUUCUUUGACGACCUCAAAAGUCGUUCAUAUUCAACAUAUAAAAAGUCAAACUUCAUAAAAGAAAUGACAUGUGAUCAAAAGAAGUGCUUCAAUCUCGUUCUACAGCACAAACAAUGUAAUCGCGAAUUAAUCAACGAGCACGAUGAAUUGGGUUUGCCUGCAAUAUACUAUGCAGUUCGAUAUAAAAUUGAUUAUAUUACCAUUGAAUUACUGAGAAAUGGAGCGUAUAUAGGAACAGUCAUUAAAAAUAUAAGAAAAAGUUUACUUGCUGACUUCUUUGAUAGCUGCAUAACAACAAAUGAUAAAUUUCAUGAUGAUGAAGAAUUAGAGAUAAGACUUAAUUAUGGAUUUUUGACACCAUCUCAGCCAAUUAUUGAUCAGAGAAAAUUCCGUAAAUUAGGUAACCAAGAUACAUAUUUGCCAAUAUCCCAAAAGUCACCAGAAGAUUUUGAAUCCCUAGUAAAAGCAUCAGAAAUGAAAUAUGCUGAGGAGAUGAAACCGUUAGGAAAGAUUGCAGAAAAGGCUGACCUUCAACGACUACUUAUGCAUCCCGUACUAUCAUCAUUCAUCUUACUCAAAUGGAAUAAAAUAAACUUCCUAAUCUACAUCAAUCUGGUGUUGAUCCUUAUGUACAUGUUUUCAUUCAUUCCAUUUAUUUUGUUAUCCCAAACAACACCGGAAGCAGAACGAGCUGGAAGUGUUAUGUACAAUUUAUUUUAUGUCUUAUCAUUCAUCAGCUUAUCACUCUUGAUUUUUCGCGAGUCAAUGCAAUUUUUCUUAUCAAUUAUACAAUAUGUACAAGCAAGUUCGAAUUGGAUAGAUAUGGCACUAAUAAUAUCAUCAUUAACAAUACUAUUAUUUCAAUGGCAAAUACCCAAUCACAUUUCACGUAUGUUACGCACUGUUAUUAUCUUAUUAGCAGUUGCUGAAUAUUUCAAUUUGCUUGGUCUUUUGCCACUUCUGUCAAUAUCACUGCACACAAAAAUGUUUAAAAAAGUUUGCACUACUUUUGUAAAGUCACUUUCAUUUUAUUCAGUUUUAAUUUUGGGAUUUGCAUUCAGCUUCUUUACAUUGCAUGGCGAUAAAUAUUCAAAAGAUUUAGAUAAACUGUUUAUACAUGGAGGAGAUAAUACAAGCAAUGCAUUGCCGCCAUUAAACGAGACGAGAAGUGAUAGAUACAACAAUUUUAACACAGUUGGAUUAGCUAUCAUUAAGUCAUUUGCUAUGCUGUCGGGUGAAUUAGAAGGGAGCUAUAUGCAUCAAGAAGGCUUAACAUACGGCGUACUUUUUCUACUUUUUCUCUUCCUCAUCACAAUAGUUCUCUAUAAUUUACUCAACGCUUUAGCUGUCUCUGAUACUCAGGAAAUUAAAUCUGAUGCGAGAUUGAUUGAUCUACAUCAACGAAUCUUAACAAUGCAGGAGACUGAAGAAGCUGUCUUUAAAAGAAAUUCCUACAUGGGUGAUUACUUGAAGAAAGUCAUAUCAAUGUUUCCAAAUACUGUUCCUGAUGGUUCGAUUUUAAUAAAACCAAACCGAAGUCGACACAUUUUUGUAAAUGAAACAGAACAAAUAAAUCUUAAUGAAUGGGCUCCGUCGCCAUUAAGUUUUCUUAAGAAGAAUGUGAAAAUUAAUGAAGAAAUUGUGCAUGACAUUCUAAAGCUUCUCGAGAAAAAGCGUGAAGAGAGAACGGUUAAUGCAAUAAGAAAACUGAAGGAGAAUCGCAAUGAAAAGCUAGCAAAUGACAUCAUAAAAAUUAACGAAAUGUUAAGUGAUAUUCAAACGAAUAUCAUCAAGUUACAAUCUGAUGUUUAUAGUCUUAAGAAACGUGUUAAUUUGUAAAUAAUCUCAAAUAGAAUGAUAAUCGCAUUAAUUUUUUAAACGGGUGACGAGAGCAACUUUUCUUGGAAAAUUCAGUUGUCGAUUAAAGUAUAAUAUAAUGUCUUUAUACAGCAAGCUUGCCUUACGAAUUACACAUUCUAUGAAAUAGAUUUUCCUAGUUCAUUUAAAAAUCUCCAAACAAGAGCUCAAAGUAGACAUGAAUUUGAAGUCUAGCUCAGCAUAGGUGCUUCUAGCUCGAUCCUUACCCCAACCCUUUCAAUAGGUUUUUUCUGUCCCAAUUAAAUUAUUAAGAUGACAUCCAAUAAAAAUAUUUAAAAUUGGCUAAGCCAUAAAAAGUGAUAACUGCAACUGAAUUGCUUCUUGAAUAAAAGCUCUGAAAAUUCUAAGCACAAUAAUAAUUAUAGCUAAAUGGUGAUGGUCUAAAAAUAGGAAUAUACGAGAUGUUGGUUGAUAUAAUUACAAAAUUUAAAACUCUUUCAAUUCUCUCAAUAAAUUGAAACUAUU